Monopterus albus (swamp eel) is the source of this 1376-nucleotide messenger RNA. RefSeq lists its product as uncharacterized. Gene Ontology annotation, biological process: interstrand cross-link repair. The transcript is spliced from 13 exons. Gene Ontology annotation, cellular component: Fanconi anaemia nuclear complex. The record is from RefSeq and is a predicted model, not a curated record. Lineage: Eukaryota; Metazoa; Chordata; Actinopteri; Synbranchiformes; Synbranchidae. Bases 168 to 1376 code for a protein of 402 amino acids.
CGGGAGGGAAAACACGGAAGCGAACAUAACUUUCAUGAACAAGACGGUGCUGAAGCAACUGAAGACAGUUAUUUGAUGCAAUAACGCUGUCGAUACACUAAUUUCCGGGGCCACUAAUAUCUUAGGACCUUGUCUUCAAGCGUUUAUUAACAUUCAGCCAAAGUAAAAUGUCGCUGAGUGCAACGUGUGAGUCGGUCUCUCAGAAAAGGACUCUCUCCAGCCUCCUCGCUGGUCGUGUGGUGAAGAGGCUGAAGCAGGAAGAUGAGCUGCAGCUGCAGGAGGCAGCCAUCCAGAUGUUGGAGCAGCAGCAGAACCUCUGUAGUCUGUUUAGGGAGGUCGGGAAUCCAGAUCCAUGCAACUUCUUGUGCAGUCAGAAUGGAGAGCAGAUGCAGGCAGCUCAUCAAGGCAUCUCAUCUGCUAUUGUGGGGUCACUGCUGGUGUGCGAGCUGAGGCGUCAGGCCAUGCAGCUGGGUCUCCCGGCGGCGGCGCUGUCUGUGAAGAUGGUGCUUGAGCGACUGUUGGAGAUCAGUGGAGCUGCAGAAGAGGACGAGGCCAAGAGGAGACAGCUGUUCACCUCCGCUCAGAGAGUCCAACUGUGUGCCCUGCUGGAGUCCAGCAAAGAGCUGCUUUCACAAGGGGCCCUCUGUCCAAAACUGCUCUGGCAGGAGUAUAGGAGAGAUCAGAGGCUGCCCAAGUUGGAGGUGGUGUACCAUCUUCACAUUUACAGCAUCCUCACACUGAAAUAUGUUUUACAGAGCGACAAAGGCGUGAGGUCGUGGUUGGUAUCUCAGCUGAAGGCUCUGUGCAGAUGGACACCUCCACAAGGAGAAGAGGAGACCAGCAGGACGUCUUGUCAAGGCUUCUGGACACUGUGGACAACAGUGCGACGCUGCAGUCUGCUGGAGCAGGAGUUGAGCUAUGCGUCAGCAGAAGCUGUUCUGCGUUUCUUCACUCACUCCCUCACACAGGCACUCACUUACAAGCCUCGACUAACAGUGUCAGAUGCCAUCGCUCUGCAGAAUGAGUGGACCUUUGCUAAAGCCAGCUGCUUGUUGACAUGUCUGCUCCGUAAGCUGGCGGUGACCUUCAGUGUGGAGCUGCUGCUGCGUCACCUGCGGCAGGUUUUGGAAACCCACGAGGUCAAUUGGAAACAUGUCUUGUGCUUCCUGUCCACUCUGCUGGUUUACAACCCCUGUGCCCAGCCCAACCUCAGAGCACUGCUGUCCAGUCUGUUGAGCUCUGCCUUUGAAGGCUAUGACUUGGAGAACAUGAUAACCGCCUUCCUGCUGGCUCGACAGGGUGCGCUGGAAGGACCUGCUGUCUUCCCCUCUUACAGCGACUGGUUCACAUCCUCCACCCUCCCUAUGUACCUGUGA